UUGGGCCAGUCGGCCGUGUAUAAAAGGAACCGUAAGAUCCUCCUCGAGAGAUUUCCUUUCUUCUUCCUCUUCAUCCGUUUGCAAGUUUCCAUUUCAACUCUACACCGCUUCAUACAAACAACUUUACCUUGUCUAACAAACAAGACGUCUCAUACAUACCCAUUGACUCACAACACUAUUGUCUGUGCUUGGCCAUUGUAUCAUCUACUCGUCAGGAUACUACUACCUUGUACCUUUUACAUUACUUGCAUUGCAUAGCAAUUCAUACUAAACGAUUCACUCUUCCGCAUUAUUCUUUGUUGUCAUUUGCAUAUUUUAACUUUACCCUAAUUCCACACUAUUACAUCAUGGCCUAUCAAUCAAGCUACUACCAAAGCACCUCGCUCCCCAUUCCAGUUCCUACAAAAUCUCAACAGGUUUCUUACUACCCUCCGCAAAACACAACUUAUGGUGUCUCACCACCAGAAGCUCCUGAAUCUGUAACUACAGGUUCUGGCAUGACUCCUGCAUAUGGAAACUCCACUUACUCGGCUACGUCCAGUAGUUACGCGGGAAGUGCGAGUGGUGAAUAUGACAGCACUGCUUCAGCCAAUGGUGUCGAUUUGCAAGAAUAUAUGCAAGAUCGAUUUUCUGGCGCAUUCGACCCUCUUCCUUUAGAUCGCACUUUGGCAGUUCAAGCACAAACGUGAGUCAAUAUCUGAAGAUCUGGACUUCAAUUUGCAUUUACUGACAAUCUCAUCAGAUCUGGGUUGUUGAAUGCAAAACAUAGAGAAAUCAUGGAUUUGCAAGCAUUGGCGCAACAACGUCUUGCGAGAACUAGAGCGAGAUUGCAAGAAGGUUAUCAAGAUGCCAAGGAGGUGAAGGCGAAUUUAGAAUGGACUCAACAUCGAAUGGGGUGAGUGUCAAUUUUCUACCAUCUGCUCCACAAAUCUGAGUUCUAAUAUCAUUCCAGAGCGAUCAAAAGCAAAGUUUCCAAAAGACACCCCAAAGAAUACGCACAAGCCCGCGAGCGUUAUCCAUCUCCAGAGUACUAAAAGCACAAUCUCUCAAUUUGCUUAUUUUCUACUUCUACACUCGCUUACGAAAAAGUUUCCCCUUUUCUUUUCCUUGAUACCUUUUUAUCUGCGCUGCUUUUAUGGAGCGGAUCUUUAAAUCAUUGUCUAACGAAGUUACGACGAUUUUGAUUGGGUGGAGCGCUUGUUAUUUCCAGUGCGGGGAUGCAGCAGUGCCGGUUGAACAGGCUCCUUAGCACUUGCAGCUGGUGAGAGACGCCAGGGCUGCAGUAGUUCCCGUUCAUGCAUGGUUCUGCGGGCCCUCUGGGAAAUCGGGCUCUGCAGCUGUGGAGCUACGUGUGGUGUGGUGGUAAUGGGAUGAAAUGGUGUGAGGUUGAGACUUUAUCAAUUGGAGGGAGGGCUUCUCUGUAGAGUGAUUGGACUGUAUUUUCCAUACGCGUGGUGUGGGUGUUGGGGGUGGUGGGGUGGAUUUCUGUAAAGACAAAUGAAACGGCGUGGAUUACUAACUGCUUUUGGGUGGCUACUGGAGUUGGGACAUGGCUGUAGGCAAAAUAUGUAGUUAGUGCUUUCAAAUAUAGGCAAAUGCUUCACUGUG
Messenger RNA from Sclerotinia trifoliorum, 1608 nucleotides. The record is from the annotation of a GenBank genome assembly. NCBI's taxonomy places the organism in Eukaryota, Fungi, Ascomycota, Leotiomycetes, Helotiales, Sclerotiniaceae.